AUGCUUAUUGAUCAAGGUUCAUGGGAAGCAGAUGAAAUAUUUGCAGAUCACAACUACAACAAUUCUUCUGUAUUAUGUUGUAUAAUUUACUACACUACUGGGUACGUAUCAAAGAAGAUUGCAAAAAAUACAUCAUGUCAAAUUUGCUUGAGCGCAUUAAAGACUAAUGAUAAAUUUGCUGAUUUGCCGGAAGCUGAGUUGAUUAACUUAAAAUCAAAAGGAGGAUUGACACAUCCCAAUUUACGCUUGUUUCAAUUUCUAUACAAAGUAGAAGAAUGUUUUGCUAAACACUGUAAUCAAAAAAAUGUGUUUGAUCUUACAGUUGAAGAUGCUUUAAGACUUAAGUUUUCAUUUCCCUGCUUUGAACAUAAAAAUGAAAUUGUCACAUCUAUUCUGACUAAUUUCAUUGUAAUGCGAAUGCGCCAAUUUGCUGUUCAAGAAAAUCGCUUUGAUAUAAAAAAAGCAGACAAAAGAAAAAAAUUGCCAAAUUGA
Macrosiphum euphorbiae (potato aphid) is the source of this 492-nucleotide messenger RNA. The record is from the annotation of a GenBank genome assembly. Lineage: Eukaryota; Metazoa; Arthropoda; Insecta; Hemiptera; Aphididae.